AUGUCAAACGAUCGCCAGGCAGCAGCUAAUCCAGAGCUCACAGACAAAUCCUUGAAAAAUAAAUUUCGAGGUUUCGCCGCAGGAAUGGCGUCUGGCAUUACAAAAUUAGCAGUGGGCCAUCCAUUCGACACUGUCAAGAUUCGUAUGCAGACGACAAGCAAAUCAGAUGGCAAAUUCAAAGGCCCAUUGGAUUGCUUUCUCAAGACAAUCCGACAAGAAGGCCCAAGAGCUUUGUACAAAGGUGCUACUCCACCACUUGUCGGCUGGAUGUUCAUGGACAGUAUCAUGCUGGGCACGUUGCAUAAUGCUCGAAUGAUCCAACAACAGUGGAAUGGAGAUAAGCCUCUCAGCAUAUUUCAGCAUGGUUUGGCAGGUUUGGCAGGAGGCAUUACAGUGUCCUUUGUCGCAACGCCAGUGGAACAAAUCAAAGCAAGAUUACAAGUGCAAUACGACGCUAAAUCGAAGACUUAUUCAGGUCCCAUUGAUUGCAUCCGGAAAGUGGUGCGAAAUAACGGUAUAUUUGGGCUGUGGCAAGGCUUGACACCUACUAUGCUAUUCCGUAGUUGGUUUUUCGUCUUCUGGAGCUCGUAUGAAGUCUUUACAACACAACUCAAAAAGACGAGUUUAACAGACGGCAGUAUUACCUUUAUUGCAGGCGGUCUUAGUGCCACUGCAUUUUGGAUAGGCGCGUUUCCAUCAGACAUGGUCAAGAAUCGCUACAUGACGCAACCAGAUGUAUCUCCUAAAAAGUUCCCCACGCCAACCUCCGUUGCACGUUAUGUAUACCAAACAGAAGGCCUCAAGGGCUUUUACAGAGGCUUCGUGCCUUCAUUUUUGCGUGCAUUCCCUACCAAUGCCUCUGCUGUAUUCAUGUUUGAGCUCGUCAUGAAGCUGCUAAGCACCAACAAAUUAGAAAAUGAGCCUCUUUAG
Molecule: messenger RNA, 930 nt
Organism: Mucor velutinosus
Lineage: Eukaryota; Fungi; Mucoromycota; Mucoromycetes; Mucorales; Mucoraceae
Exons: 6
Coding region: 1-930 (309 amino acids)
Biological process (GO): mitochondrial L-ornithine transmembrane transport
Molecular function (GO): L-ornithine transmembrane transporter activity
Source: RefSeq, a predicted model, not a curated record